CGCACGUAAUAAAAGUAAUUAAAUCCAUUUAAAGUUAAUCAUGCCUUCUCGGGGCGAAGAUAUUCUUAAAGGUUUUCAAGUAAAUUGGAUGAUUUUACGAGAUGCUGAUAGUGGUAAAAUACUGUGGCAAGGUAACGAAGACUUGUCUGUACCUGAAGUAGAACAUGAAGCAAGAGUACCGAAAAAGAUUUUAAAAUGUCGUGCAGUAUCGCGGGAAAUUAAUUUCAGUUCUGCAGAACCAAUGGAAAGGUUUAGAUUAGAGCAAAAGGUGUUGUUUAAAGGCCGGUGCUUAGAAGAAUGGUUCUUCGAAUUUGGUUUUGUUAUACCUAACAGUACUAAUACAUGGCAGAGCGUAAUUCAAGCUGCUCCUGAAAGUCAAAUGAUGCCUGCUAAUAUUUUAAAUGGCAAUGUUGUGAUAGAGACAAAAUUUUUUGACGAUGAUCUAUUAGUCUCUACCAGCAAAGUCCGCCUUUUUUAUGUCUAA
Molecule: messenger RNA, 484 nt
Organism: Habropoda laboriosa
Lineage: Eukaryota; Metazoa; Arthropoda; Insecta; Hymenoptera; Apidae
Gene: PrBP
Product: retinal rod rhodopsin-sensitive cGMP 3',5'-cyclic phosphodiesterase subunit delta
Exons: 4
Coding region: 41-484 (147 amino acids)
Biological process (GO): sensory perception of light stimulus
Cellular component (GO): cytoplasm
Source: RefSeq, a predicted model, not a curated record